Dentiscutata erythropus is the source of this 1143-nucleotide messenger RNA. The record is from the annotation of a GenBank genome assembly. Lineage: Eukaryota; Fungi; Glomeromycota; Glomeromycetes; Diversisporales; Gigasporaceae.
AUGAUUAGUCGUAAAUCGCGUAAAAAUAGUAAAUCUGUCAGUUCCAAUUCAAAAAGUAAAAAAAAAUUAUCUUCACCUAAAGAAAUCAAUAAAGAAAUCAAUAAAGAAAUCAAUAAAGAAAUCAAUAAAGAAAUCAAUAAAGAGAUUAUUAAAGAGAUCAAUCAAGAGAUUACACCCAUAACAAAUGUAACAACUCUUGUUGAAUCACCAAAACCGAUCACACCAAUUGAAGAGGAUCCACCUAACGAUAUACCUGUUGAUGUACCUAUUAUUAAAGAGACUGAACCUAAUUUAUCCCCAAUCCUUACUACACCAAAGAUUGCAAAAAUUCCAACUCCAAUCAUUCCUCGGCAAACACUCUCAAAAACAAUCAAUGAUGGUCUUUCUCUUCUUUCUAAACCUAUCAGCAUGAUCGACAUUCCUGUAGAAAUAUUUAGUUAUAUAUGCGCGAAUCUGCCGCCCGAUGAUUUAUUAUCUCUAGUUUUGGUUUGUCAAACAUUCAGGAGGUUGUUAUGCAAUCCUGUCUCACCGGUUUCUCAGUCGAUCUGGAGAACCUCUCGUGAAAAUUUCUUACCUCACCUUCAAUUACCUCCUCCACUUGGCAUGGAUGAAAAACAAUAUAUCGUACUUAGACAAUUAAGGAAAGGUUGUCAAUUUUGUCAAGAACGUGAAACUGGUUUCGUUAAAGUUUAUUGGCAAUUCAGAGUAAGAUGUUGUGAAAUGUGCCUUGAUGAACGAACUACUAGACGUGACACACUCUAUAUUAAUUGGUGUGUUCCAGAUGAAGUACUUAGUACCCUACCUUUUAUUUUUCGUGGUGCAUCUCAAGUUUAUUGGACAAAAGAUGUUAUUGCCACUAUGCAUGAAUAUUCAAACAUCAGUGAUGAUGAUUUACUAAAUUGGAUUGAUCAGCGUCGAACAAUAGCGAAUAACAUAAUGAAUGUGACUCCAGAUUAUGAACGUGAAGAAAAUGAUGAACUGCAAUCAAUUCCUUCUCAAUUUAACACUGCUAUACCUUUUAAUCGUUCUCAUUUUAUGUUUACUCCUCAUCAGCAAUUUUAUUCUCAAUUUUUUCCACGUGUUAACCGACAACCUAUUACUCAUUAUCCAUUAGGUCUAAUCCCUCAAUCUCGUAACUUUUAA